This is a messenger RNA of Menidia menidia (Atlantic silverside), 897 nucleotides long. The record is from the annotation of a GenBank genome assembly. Lineage: Eukaryota; Metazoa; Chordata; Actinopteri; Atheriniformes; Atherinopsidae.
AUGACGUUGAUAAGGGCGGGGCCUGCGCACAGGUUGCAGGUGAAGCCGCCCUGCGCCGUUACUCGGCCCGUGGUCUCCUGCGCAGGCAUGGCGCGCGACCGCGUGGGAAACUGCCCCGCGCUCUUCUUCCUCGCGCUCGUUUUUGACGUGGCCGGCCUGGUCGUGCUCCUCGUGGGCGUUUUCGGCAACCCCAACCUGGACGGCCGCUUCUACGGGGAUUUCCUCAUCUUCACGGGCUCCGUCAUCAUCUUCCUCAGCUUGGUGUGGUGGGUCCUGUGGUACGCCGGGAACGUGAAGGCGCACGCGCCGGCCGGGAGCGGCCCCCUGGACAUCAGCUUCACGCAGUGGGCCCGGAAGCUGUCCGAGAGGCUCUCAAAGGGUGGGAUGAAGCCCGUGGAAGCGGGACAGGAGAAGAAGAAGGGCCUGGAGAACGGGAAGGAGACUAAAUGGACCGUGCGUACUUGCGCUCCGUACGGAGUGAGAUGGGAAGAAAACAGCAGAACUUCCACACCGGGGCACGACAACAAGGGGUUCGAUGGCCUGAGCGAGUGUCCGUCUUCUGCUGAUAAGAAUGUGGAGCUGGGGACGCUGAAGACCUCAAACCUGGCCCUGCACUCGCUGGUGACUCACACAGACGGGAAGAAACAACACCUACUAACCACUUCUGUCAUGGAUUACAGCCUUUAUAUAGGUCGCUGCGGGCUAUUUUUCUGCCUUGCUGUUUUACUGGACGCGAUAGGUCUCAUCAUCUUCUUCGUUGGGAUCGGUGCUCCCCUCAGCUACUGGGAUUUCCUGGUCUUCUCCGGGCCCCUCUUUGUGUUCAUGAGCCUGGUGUUCUGGAUCUUCUGGUAUCUUGGAAACCUGGAGGUGUCUUUGGAGGAGAUGCUUCCCAUGUGA